UAUCUUGACUCCAUAAUAUAGCCAGUCAAAACGAGGCGCGGACGCCAGCGCAUCUCGAUUACGUUUAUAAACUUAAAACUAUUAACUAGUUAAAUAAAGUUAAGCAUAGAAGUGUCAGUGAAUUAAACUAAUAUGUUUAAGUAGGGUAGUGUAAAGUGGUCAGUUUAGUCGGUUGGCAUAAUGCAUUGCAAAGUUUUGUAACAGUUAAGAAAGGAUGCUUGAAGUGAUUCGAAAACAGGAUUUGAUGUAACCAAUUUUAUGUUAUGUAUUUUUUUCAAUUAAUCAUUAAAAACAGUUUAAAGUUUUAAAAUAAAACCGUUAAGCAUUCUAGUGAUAAGCUUUUGCCUCUUCCUAGUAUAAGGAUUAAAAAAAGUUUGCGUGGGUGGGCAAAAAAUAAAAUAGUGAUGGGCGUGUUACCUCGAUAAAUUGUUAUCGAUGAUUAACGAUCUUCAGGUUUUUUAAAAGGCAUAUAGUGGACGGGCUAACAUGGCAGCUUCAGUGCAAUUUAGUCGUACCAUGUGCUAUCUAGAGUCUAUCGGCUCGCACGAUGUCGCUAGCGGAGGCGCGGUCUGCGCGCAGCUCGCCCGCGCCCGACGCCUGCCCCGACUGCGACACCGGCGCCUCUGUCACCUCCGACUUGCAUAAGUACCAAGUGGCCUGCACAUGCAAGCCGGCGUCGGCGCAGUAUGCGUGCGCAGAGGAGCCCGGUCCCCCCCCUCCGGCUAAGACCGACACCCCUCCCGCGCUGCCCCCGCGCCCACCCGCCAGCGUACUCGCCGCUACUAACAGGAGAAACAAUGCGUCGGUGGGCUGUAGUGGCAACGAGACGUCAUGUCGCCGCCGCAAGUAUGCGUGGUGGUGCUGCGGCUGCGGCGCGCUGUCCGCCGCGCUGGGCGGGCUGCUGGCGGCGCAGCACAUUCUGCUGCGAGCGUACACAGCCUCGCCGCACCACUUGGAGACGGUGCCAGCCGCGGUGCCGGCCGCUAUGUUGGUACUGACCGGAGUGUGCAUUAUGAGUUUAGCUCGCCGACGAAACAGAUACAGCUAUAUGGUAAGAAAAAUCAAAGUGGUUGGUGCCUGCUGUCUUGUAUGCGCGUUGACGUGUGUUCUGGUGACAAUUACAACAACUGUAAUACAUAUGAAUAAAUUGCAAACGCUGAAGUUUUGCGACUACACAAAACUGACUAGAACUUGCACGUGCUACUCAAUGCCUACAGACUCGCAGCAUAGCGGCUCUGAUGAUGAUGGUGUUCGCUGCGCGUUCGAAGGCGUAACAGACUGCGGCGUGGUGCACGGCGCGCUGUACUGGUGCCUGCGCGGCGUGUUCGCGCUCUCCGUCAGCGCCGUGCUCGUCUGCAUCUUCAGCUGCAUGCUGGCGUACCAGCUGCUCAGCCACGAACGCAAGAAGAUGUACUGGGAACAGCUGGAACUGCGCUGCCGUUCUCUUUACCGGCCGCCCAGUGGCCAGCCCGUGCCUGCUGGAAGACCUGUGCAGACUAACUGCAGUUGCUGUGCGCAGUGUCACACCGCGCAGCCAGCUUGGGACUUUAGCCUUCAACACCGAUUUUGGGCGCCUGGUCGUAUCGGUAACCUGUAUUCUCCGAACCCCGGCACAGGCAGGAAGACGUCUCCGUGGAGCUGGUUUCCGUGGCCCAGGGGAAACAGUCAAAAUUCCCGAUGCAGGAUGAGCGGAGUUCCGCAAUCAGGAGACAGCGCGUACGGCUUCUGCGAGAACGAGCCCAACCCCAACCCGGCGCAGUCGUACGACGAGCGCACCUACCCGCCCAACUUCAACCAAUUCCGCACCCAGAACCCGCCGAACUUCACCCAGAACCCGCAAAACUUUACCCAGAACCCACAGAAUUUCACACCGCAAUUCCAGCAGAGUUCAUCCAAUUUCCCCCAGACCCCGGGUGCUUUUCCUAACCAAUAUCCCCAAGGGUCUAGUUUUGGUCAGGGGACCAGUUUCAAUCAGACGGCUUAUCAAGAGGGUUUUGGGGAGGCGAGUGGAAGUUUCGACGCUCAGACUGGGGUUUGGGGACCACCACCACCUUACAGCCCUCAAGGAAGGAGUGGGAGUAGACAUCACCUUCACCACCAAGACCCCGCAGCUGCGACACUCCUCCACCACCACCACAUCGACCAUCGCAACAUACACGAGCACAUGCAACCGCACACAUGCACCCGCAACUACCUCGUACAACCCGAAUUAACCCGGAUCCCGGACACGACCCGAAUAAAUCCGGAACACGCGCGAAUUAACCCAGAAAUGUCUCGUAUGAACCCAGAGUUGACUCGAAUCAAUCCAGAAUUAACGUUAAUUAAUUCAGAGCUAACUCGAAUAAACCCGGAACUGGCUCGAAUAAACCCGGAACUGGCUCACAUGUAUCCGAAUGACCCGAAUGAAAUAGCUCGGUUGCAGGAGAUGGUUAAUAUGGGGCCGGAAAGGUUCAAUACAUUGAGGGGCCAUUUGGUUCCUUACAGAGGUUGUCAGAGAUCCUUGGGAAUGAGCUCAGGGAAUCUGCAUUGUAGAGAAGACGUGGCUAUUGAAUGUUUACAUCAGAAAAGUGCCACUAAAGUUUCAGAUCAGAGCAGUGACUCGUGCCAAAAGCAAGGAAAGGAAAACCUGGGCUUCCAAAACGACAAACACUCCCCUAUACGGGCAUCGAUGGCGGAGUGUCGCGGCGCGAGUCAGAACGCGGAGUCGGAGGUGUACUUCGCGGACGUUUCCAGCUGCUGUAACGUGAGUGUCAAGGCUGACUGCUGUAUAAAUCCAAACGUAUCAGCCCUAGUGGGGACAAUCGAGAAUCACCCAGAGUCCACGUCAGAGUCUGACACCGGCUCGUUCACUCUGACGCGUCAACAGCGGCCGCAGCCGCAAGUUGGUUCAAAGCGCCGCAACAGACAGACAGAAAAACACAACAUACACAAAACACAAGAAAAAAGACAGGACUUCAAUAAUUCUAUUCGGUUAACCGAACAACAAAUAGAACAUCUCAACAACUCCAUGAGAAUGAGCGAAAGAAUGAACGACAGACUCAGUGAUCGAAUGAGUGACAUAAGGAUGAGUGACAGACUCGAUUCCCGAGAACGUUUAGAACGUAUUGAGUCAAGAGAUAGAUUGAACGAAGGCAGAAUCGAAUCAAGAGAUAGAUUAAAUGAAUCCAGAAUCGAAUCCAGAGAUAGAUUGAAUGAUUCGAGAAUUGAUAGAGAAUCGAUAGAUCGUAUUGAUACCAGAGUUGAUAGAAUAAAUGACUCUAGAGACCGCUUGAAUGAAUCGAGAAGCGAUAGAAUGAAUGAUAGAGAUAGAUUGAACGACACUAGAAGCGAUCGUGUGUGUGAACGAGAUUCUAGGAUCGAACGUAUCGACCGUGACAGGUUGAACGAUUCAAGAAUUGAUCGAAUUUGCGAUAGGGAUAGACUCAAUGAUUCCAGAAUAGAAAGGAUGAAUGACUCGAGAAUUGAUCGUAUGAGCGACCGCUUCAACGAUUCUCGUAUCGAACGAUUGUGCGAUCAAAGUAGAUUGAACGAUUCCAGAGUAGAUAGAAGCGAUCAAAGCCGAUUAAACGAUUCCAGAAUCGAUCGGAUGAGUGAUCGCGAUCGCUUAAACGAUUCGCGCAUAGAUCGAAUCAGUGAACAAAGUAGAUUGAAUGACUCCAGAAUCGAACGUGACAGAUUGAAUGAUUCUCGCGUCGAUCGUAUGAUUGAAAGAGACAGGUUGAAUGAUUCUAGGAUCGAUAGAAUGAACGAUCCCAGAUCAGAUCGUUUUGAAGACCGUAGAAUGUCAGAUUUAAAUGCAAGUAUUAGGAUCGAGGGCAGUCCCAAAAUGCGGAAUCAUAUUAGCCCUUUGCGUAUGCCAAGAACUAGUCCUAAAAACCUUCCUAAAGAACACCCUAGGCAAUCUAGCUCAGAUUCCAAAGAGUUCUAUGUACCACCUGCUCAUUCGCCUUUAUCUCCUAACACAGAAGAGUCAUUAUUGUCUGACGAUGACGACAGGAGGCAAGAAAUUGUGUAUUCAAAUGAACCAGAAGGCUCUAAAUGCCUUGGACCAGACUCACAAUAUGAACCAGAGAGGAAAGACGAGAUUUUGAAAACUAACCACCACCAUUGCUAUAGCGAUACGAAUACUAUGGACUCUGGUUGGCAGAGUGGUUCAGAAAAACAGGUUACGGAUUAAAAAUGUAUUGACGAUGGAAGGAAAAAGAAGCAGGCGGCAUAAACCUAAUUUGAAAGCUACAAAGUUAUAUUUCACUAGUAGAAGUUGGAAGUUGAAGUUGUCACUUUUUUAUACACACGCGUUACAAACGCGUUGUCUUAUUCUGAUAGAGAUUUGAGAAUGUGACCAAAUUAAGUAUUUUUCACCCGACUUCAAAAAAGUAGGAGGUUCUCAAUUCGACGCGUAUUUUUUUUGGGUUACCUCAUAACUUCGUAAUUUAUUAACCAAUUUUGAAAAUUAUUUUUUUGUUUGAAAGAUUAUACUUCCAGAUUGGUCCCAUUUUAUUUUCCUGAUAAUUGGUUUAGUAAUUUUGUGUUAAAAUCUAAAUAAAUGUUAAAAAGAUUAUUCUUACUCUCAACCAUAUUUUAAUGGAAAUGUGAGUUUGUCUGGUUAUGCCAUUUCCAUGCCAAUCAUUACGAAAUCUUCGCAUUCACGUGGUCAGACAUACAGGGAAAAGUCUAGGUUUUCCUUUAAUUCAGAAAAAAGCCAUUUUCCAGAACAAUAAAAAACUUACUGGUGAGCGAGGUUGUGUAAAACAGUAUAGCAACCACUAUACUGUUUUACACAUAUAUAUAUAUAUAACAUAUAUAAAACUAAAUUCGGGUCAAAUUGGUGCUUGGCUCGAUCGGGUUUGCAAUGAGGUCCAUUUGAAAAAUUUUGACUUUUUUUAGAUUAUCACUGUUUUAAACAAAAAUACUUUUUUGAAUACAAAUUAGCGAGCUUUCAAACUGUGGUAUUUAUUCCAUUUUACUAAUGGAAAUCUUAAUAAAUUAAAGAAAGCAAUAAAAAUGUCGUAUUGUUUCCGCACAGCCCCCUAGCCAAGUUUCACGUCGAUUCUCUUUCUACGAUCGCUAACGCUUCGAAACCUAGAAAAAUGUAUGGGAAUGACUGAUCUUGAUCACGUGACCUGUCGAUAGCAAAUGUCAUUCCCAUACAUCUUUCUAGUUUUCGAAGUGUUAGCAGAAAGAGAAUCGACGUACCACUUGGUUAAGGGGGCUGGACACUAUGAAGUAUCCAUCGACACGGGUCUCUAUAGUUUGGAGUGAAUACGCUAUUUCUAUUGCCUUGCUAUUAAUAUUUCUACGGUUUGACUAUAUAUUAUUAGUACGGUUCACAAAAAAAUAAAAUAAAAAUAAUGUUUUUUUAUACUAGUAGUAGUAGUAGCAUAAAACAAUCAUUUUUGUCAACCGUACUUGUAUUUGAGAUUCUACAGUGAAUGUGUGAGUGCACGUGAUUUAGAAUGAAACAAUUUUGAUGAUGUUAGUAGUUUUAGUGUAGAUUGAAAAAAUGAGUGUUUGAAGUGAUCGUGUUAGCUUUAUUGCGUAUUGUUGUGAGAAAUAUCUUAAAAUUGUUUUUGAAAAAUUCGUUAUUAGAAUUUAAUUAUAAUAUUUUUUUAACGUCAGUGCGUAGUCCGUUUAUAGUAUCUUCAUUCAGUAAGUAUCGUAUGAUUGAUUGAACGAUUGAGACAGAUCGAACGAUUCUAGAAUAGAUAGAAUGAACGAUUCUAUAUCAGAUUGUGUUGAAAGGUAUGGAAGUAUCAAUCGUUUUCAAAAAGUGCGAAAUAUACCUACUCAACCAGCUAACUCUUGUCCACUUAUUAAAAUUUAAAAUCGUUUAAAAUUGUUAAUAAAAAACAAAUAUAAUCAUGUACCUACAAAGAAAUCCUUCACUAUCAUUUUAAUAUUAUAAAAAAUACUUUAUAAAAAGAAUUUGUAUAAGUCUAAUUUUAACAAAAUUACCGUAAAGUCUAGUAUUUUUGAAAUUAUUUGAUUGCUCUCUAUUAUUUAUUAUUUUUCUUAUAUUAAUGUUAAAUCUAGACAGAAAGAUGGAAGAAAAUUUAUUUGUUGAAUACAAAUCAUACAAAAAUACUUUAUAAAUACAACAGAAUCAUGCUGCAUAUAAACCUACAAAAUAAAGUGUGAUGUAAUUGUAAAAGGUUCUGUCUAUUCAUUUAUCUAUCUACGGUAUGUAUUUCAUGACGUAUUAACAUUUUCAAAAAGAAAAUAUGUUAUUUACGCGCGGCGUUUACAUCGAAGACGUGUUAAGUUACGUUCACACGGCAUUGUAAUUUUUUUAUACAAACUUCAUAACAUAUAUUUGAUGGUGUAUUUUUUGCAGUGUUAACGUUUUGUGGACGGUUCUAUGAACAAUGCAUAUGCCACUAUUUAUUCGUUAUGACGUAUACGAUAAAAAAAAGAAACCGGACAAGUGUGAGUCGUAUUCGCCCACUGACGGUUCCAUACAAGAAAGGCGGUGCCAAGCCAGUGAUGUUUUAAUUUAAGCCGUUUAAAUUACAGAAUUUCUGUGGUUCUUUCAGAAACGGCUUCAAUUAAAGCAUGACACUGGAUUGGCACCGCCUUCAAACUGAUCAGAAGGUAGCACAUAGGUAAGAUGUUAUUUUUUGCUUUUUAGUUUAGGUUAAUUUUUGAGUUGGAAGUCGGUUGAAUUUUUUUUAUUAAAAUUUUUAUUUUUUAAUUUUUAGUGUUAGCACACCUACUGAGUGUGAACAAAAAUUAAUAAGCAAUUAGUUGAAACGUUAUUUUCUUAUGAUAAGUAUCUAAGUCCUACAAUCCCAAUUUUAAAAAUACUACCUUACUACUACCUAACUACUCAUAUACAAAAUUUCACUCCCCCUUUAUCCACACGUAAUAUGAAUAUUCAGAAAAACGUAAAAGGUGAAUGUCCUCCGUCUUCAUCACCAGACCCCCUAUGCAGUCACAAUCCAUAUGGUUGGAAAGUUCUUAUCAAUAUAAAAUUUAUCAAGUCCAAACACAAGGUAGCUACUGUGAACCGUUGAGGAGUUCCCUUAACUGUCCUUCGUCUUCAUCAUCAGACCCUUAAUACAGUCACAACCCAUCUAGGUGGAAAGUUCUCAUCAAUACAAAUAAAUGAAGCCCAAACAAAAGGUACCUGCUGUAAAUGGUUGACGAGUUCCAUCGUCUGUGUUUCGGCUCCAUCAUCAGACCUACUCCAGACCUUCAUAAAAUUGUAGUGGUUUAAAAUACCUUAUGGAAACAUUAACAAACGCACUAGCUGUCUCUACGAUUUUCGAAAGUUCCCCUCGAUUUCUCUAGAAUGCCAUCAUCAGAUCCUGACAUGAAAAAAAUGGGACCACCCUGGAAUCAAACCCUUCAAAACAAAAAAAGAAUUUUCAAAAUCGAUCCACAAAUGACGGAAUUAUCGCUGGACAUACAUAAAAAAAAAAAAAAAAAACAUACAUACAGCCGAACGUAGAACCUCCUCCUUUUUGGAAGUCGGUUAAAAAUGCGUGGAGCCGCAUUCUUGAAAUAAAGCCUAGUUAUAGACAGACGGACAGCAAAGUGAUCUUUAAGGGUUCCGUUUUUUCCAUUUUAGGAUACAGAACCCUAACCAACGUGCUGGAAAAUGACAUUGCUGUGUGAACGUAGCGUUAGGUGCGGUAUACACGAGGGUGAUACUGAAUAUGUCAUAGUAUUACAGGGCUGUACAAACGCAUCUAGAUUUUAAUUUUAUAUCUAUAUGUAUAUGUAAAUAGCACUCUCCGAGUGCAAUAAGCAACUCAAUAAGUACUACCAGGACAAAGUAUAAAAAAAAGGUGUUCCGUGGCGUGCCCAAGGUUACCAACUAGGGUAAGCACUAACUAUAGACGUAAAACUUUACGCGUUUUUUGUGGUUAGUGAUUACGUAUUACACUUCCUAACUACCUAUCAAUUUAUCAUACUUGUACCAUCAAAGUACCGUUAGAGUUUAAGCGAUUAAAACUUGACAUAACAAAGCAUCUAAACCUAAAACAAAUCCCAAACUGCCUCUUAUUAAAAUUUUCUAUUUCAAAUGAAUUUAAUCCUCAUAAUAUUGCGUAAGCCUUUAAUUCCGAAUUCGUCCGAAAAUUCUAUUUUUCUCUUUACAACAGUCAACCCUCCGUCUAUAUAGCUAAAAUACUACUAAUAUUAUAUUUAAUAGUACAUAAUAAUUUAAAAAUCUUUUUACCUAGUUUACGUAAUAUACCUAUAUGUCACCGUAAAAUUGUAAAUACCGUUAGAUUAUAAUCUAUCCCACGAGAUUCUAAACUGUCGAUAGAUCAUGAACUGCAACAUACCUACUGCUUACAAUUUAACGUAUAUUAUUCGGUAGAUUGUAAGGAUGUUUUUUCAUUUUUUAUUUGAACGUUCAUAAAUAAAAAAAAUACUUAACCUAACCAAAUCUAAAUUGGUUUCUGAGCCUCUCUAGUUCCGAUUCAUAGGAGUAGGUAUUUAUGGGGUUCACAAUCUUUCGACAGUUCACAAUCUCGCGAGAUAGAUUAUAAUCUAAUAGUAUUUAUAAUUUUACGGUGUCAUAUGUUAUAAACUUUUUCAUAAGAGUAUGGUGUUUGAAAGAAAUGUUGACUCUUUAAAAAGUAUGAAUCUCGUGCCAAUUAGGUAAGGUACCAUGCACAAAUACGACCAAAUGCAAAAAAAAAAAUACUUUUAUAAUCGAGUUUUAAAAUUCGAAUGUAAUAAGAUUUUUUAAAUUAAAUAAGUUUUUACUGUAAUUAAUAUGAAUAUUAGCAUGUUUUAAAUUAGGACUUUUGAAGGUCGAUUGUUGCUAUUAAUUAAUUUGUAUAAAUUUAAUGAAAAAUUGUAAUUUGAUACACCUUUUUCUUGUUAUGAUCCUAAUUAUCUGCACAUUUUAAUUAUAAUUGAUUAUUAAUGUUUCAGAUUUAAAUACUUUUGUUGUUAUUGUAUGAAUAUUUGUAUUGCUAAUAUAACAAGUUUUAAAAAAAUUGGAAUAUUCUUAUAAUUCAUUUCAUUUAAAUGGUAACUUUCAUCAUUUGAAUAUUUCUGUUUAAAAAACCAAUUUAGUUUUUCAACACACUUAUUUAAGUUUGUAUAGUUAGCAGCGGCGAAGAGUCCAUACAGGCUGAUUACCGCCGGGUUACCUUUUAAAAAAUCAUACAUAUAUUGUAAUGAAUAUUUAUGGAUUUAUGAGUAACCGGAGUUUGUAUCAAGUUUCAUUGAGACGGCUUACCUUUGUCAAAAUUCCAUCCUUUGCCACUGAUAACUGUAACUUCACCAUCAAAAACGGUGAAUGGCAUUCUGACAAUAUUUUCCAUGUAUUCCCCAUACGUUAUACCUAUUUGACGGAAUUAGGUUUAUAAAUGUACUAAUUCUAUAAAAAUAUUGGUAUUUAACUAUGACGUAACGGUAUAUAUUGAAUAUACUUAUUUGCAUUUUACUCUCACUCUUGCCAUUAUUUAAUGAAAAAUUCAAAAUUUACAAUACAAUGUUUUUUGUAUAUAAUUUUUUUUUAAUGUUCGAACGUUACUUAGUAUUUAGUUUAAUCUGUAUCCUGGAUAUGGUUUAAAAUUGCUUAACUAGGUAUAUAUAUAAAAUAAUCAGUUUGGAUAUAUUGUUACUGUAUUUUUGGUUUGUUUUUAUAUAUUUCAAUAACUCUAAAACAAAGCAAUUUACCAAGAUCAUAGAUUUUGUAUAAAAUAUCGUUGACCAAUACAACAUAUAAAUAGUAUACAAAUAUCAUGUUGGUAAAUUACUUAUCAACAUCUUUAGCCUGCAUUUUUUCUGACAUACUUGUAUUUUUUUUAUAUAUAUAUUUUUUUUUCUUUGCGGGGACGGACUUCUGUCGUCAGAAAGGGCAUGUUCGACUCGCAUGGACCAAAAAUAACUCCCACAACAGCACGGAACCGCGUAGCAUUACUUCGUGCUGACCGAUCAGUUAUCAUUCCUCGCGUUCCUUUUUCUCUUGUCUUUCUCUCGUUUCCCUCCGAACCAUUAUUGUUCGGAGCGUGUUAGCGCAUUUGCUCCAUUCGUCUUCGCUCGCUAACAUGCGAGCAACAAGAGUUUGCACAUUAAACUCUCCUGCCUCCUGUGUUUCUACUGUCAUCUGCACAUCCCGGGCAUUCAAAGAGAGCAUGCCUCGGAUUGUCCUCUUCUCCGCUGUUUUUUUUUUAUAUUAGGUUCAUACAAAAGCUAUCGUUCUUUUAACACGAUUGUUAAUUAUUUUCUGCAAGACACAAUGAAGGGUACAAACUACAAAUUCUUUGAAGCAACUUUGUAAGCUCCACUCAAAAUAAAUCCGAACUGAUUUUAACAUAAUUUUAAAAUUAGAUUUACCUCCUAACUACCACUGUAAUGCAACAAUGGAAUUGUUUAUUAUUUUUCUUAUUUGUAAUAAACAUCUUUGUAAUUUUAAUUUUUCAAUAAGUAAUAAAUUAAGAAUUCUGAAUGUACUCGUGAAUAAGUUUUUAUGUAAUUAAUAAAUAAUUCAAUAUUAAGCGACUAUAAUAUAGGAGAUAUUUUUUUGUAAAUGAUUAAAUUAUGAAUUUAAUACGUAUGUAUUAAUACUUAUUAAUAGAAACGGUAAUUGAUAUGGAUAAAUUAUUGUAUUUAUGACGUAGGUACCUGUAAAUCAAGGUGGCAAAAUCAAACGUAAGAAUUAUUUCGUAUAUUUGAAUGAAUUUAAAUUUAGAACAAAAUAUUCGAAGUUUAGUUGAUUUAAAAAAGGAAUGCCUAAGAUGGCCUGAGAUAAAAAAAUACAGGCGAUUUAUAUAGAUUACCAUGUUUAAAUGUUGAAUUCCCCAAUUCACAUGCGUAGCACGAAGGUAUGGUCAGACAAUGAAAGACGCCAUUAAAAUCAUAAAUACAAUAAAUUACCUGCAAUUAUCUACAAAAGAACCUAUUCUUGUCUGUCCAAUUUUUAUACGUAGGAAUUGAGAUUAUAAUAAUAACUUUUUGUGAUGUGAUGUUUUUUUCUUCAUUACUAUAACUUUGAAUGUUAGUUUCGAUUAGUAUUGUUAGAUUUAUCUAUAAUGGUUCUAUUAAAAGACUGAAAUCUUA
Messenger RNA from Bicyclus anynana (squinting bush brown), 11025 nucleotides. RefSeq lists its product as uncharacterized. Lineage: Eukaryota; Metazoa; Arthropoda; Insecta; Lepidoptera; Nymphalidae. The record is from RefSeq and is a predicted model, not a curated record. The coding region runs from base 548 to 4177 and encodes 1209 amino acids. The transcript is spliced from 17 exons.